Molecule: messenger RNA, 2103 nt
Organism: Melanotaenia boesemani (Boeseman's rainbowfish)
Lineage: Eukaryota; Metazoa; Chordata; Actinopteri; Atheriniformes; Melanotaeniidae
Exons: 2
Coding region: 627-2102 (491 amino acids)
Source: RefSeq, a predicted model, not a curated record
UUCAGUCCUGGGUUAAAGUGGUUCAGUCCUGGGUUAAAGUGGUUCAGUCCUGGGUUAAAGUGGUUUAGUUCUCGGUUAAAGUGGUUCAGUCCUGGGUUAAAGUGGUUUAGUUCUCGGUUAAAGUGGUUCAGUCCUCGGUUAAAGUGGUUCAGUCCUGGGUUAAAGUGGUUCAGUCCUGGGUUAAUGUGGUUCAGUCCUGGGUUAAUGUGGUUCAGUCCUGGGUUAAAGUGGUUCAGUCCUGGGUUAAAGUGGUUCAGUCCUGGGUUAAUGUGGUUCAGUCCUGGGUUAAAGUGGUUUAGUUCUCGGUUAAAGUGGUUCAGUCCUGGGUUAAAGUGGUUUAGUUCUCGGUUAAAGUGGUUCAGUCCUCGGUUAAAGUGGUUCAGUCCUGGGUUAAAGUGGUUCAGUCCUGGGUUAAAGUGGUUUAGUUCUCGGUUAAAGUGGUUCAGUCCUGGGUUAAUGUGGUUCAGUCCUGGGUUAAUGUGGUUCAAUCCUGGGUUAAAGUGGUUCAGUCCUGGGUUAAUGUGGUUCAGUCCUGGGUUAAAGUGGUUCAGUCCUGGGUUAAAGUGGUUUAGUUCUCGGUUAAAGUGUGGUUUAGUUCUCGGUUAAAGUGGUUCAGUCCUGGGUUAAUGUGGUUCAGUCCUGGGUUAAUGUGGUUCAGUCCUGGGUUCAAGUGGUUCAGUCCUGGGUUAAUGUGGUUCAGUCCUGGGUUAAAGGGGUUCAGUCCUGGGUUAAUGUGGUUCAGUCCUGGGUUAAAGUGGUUCAGUCCUGGGUUAAUGUGGUUCAGUCCUGGGUUAAAGUGGUUCAGUCCUGGGUUAAUGUGGUUCAGUCCUGGGUUAAAGUGGUUUAGUUCUCGGUUAAAGUGGUUCAGUCCUGGGUUAAAGUGGUUUAGUUCUCGGUUAAAGUGGUUCAGUCCUGGGUUAAAGUGGUUUAGUUCUCGGUUAAAGUGGUUCAGUCCUGGGUUAAAGUGGUUUAGUUCUCGGUUAAAGUGGUUCAGUCCUCGGUUAAAGUGGUUCAGUCCUGGGUUAAAGUGGUUCAGUCCUUGGUUAAUGUGGUUCAGUCCUGGGUUAAUGUGGUUCAGUCCUGGGUUAAUGUGGUUCAGUCCUGGGUUAAUGUGGUUCAGUCCUGGGUUAAAGUGGUUCAGUCCUGGGUUAAUGUGGUUCAGUCCUGGGUUCAAGUGGUUCAGUCCUGGGUUAAUGUGGUUCAGUCCUGGGUUAAAGGGGUUCAGUCCUGGGUUAAUGUGGUUCAGUCCUGGGUUAAAGUGGUUCAGUCCUGGGUUAAAGUGGUUCAGUCCUGGGUUAAAGUGGUUCAGUCCUGGGUUAAUGUGGUUCAGUCCUGGGUUAAAGUGGUUUAGUUCUCGGUUAAAGUGGUUCAGUCCUGGGUUAAAGUGGUUUAGUUCUCGGUUAAAGUGGUUCAGUCCUGGGUUAAAGUGGUUCAGUCCUGGGUUAAAGUGGUUUAGUUCUCGGUUAAAGUGGUUCAGUCCUGGGUUAAAGUGGUUUAGUUCUCGGUUAAAGUGGUUCAGUCCUCGGUUAAAGUGGUUCAGUCCUGGGUUAAAGUGGUUCAGUCCUUGGUUAAUGUGGUUCAGUCCUGGGUUAAUGUGGUUCAGUCCUGGGUUAAUGUGGUUCAGUCCUGGGUUAAUGUGGUUCAGUCCUGGGUUCAAGUGGUUCAGUCCUGGGUUAAUGUGGUUCAGUCCUGGGUUAAAGGGGUUCAGUCCUGGGUUAAUGUGGUUCAGUCCUGGGUUAAAGUGGUUCAGUCCUGGGUUAAUGUGGUUCAGUCCUGGGUUAAAGUGGUUCAGUCCUGGGUUAAUGUGGUUCAGUCCUGGUUUAAAGUGGUUCAGUCCUGGGUUAAAGUGGUUCAGUCCUGGGUUAAAGUGGUUCAGUCCUGGGUUAAAGUGGUUUAGUUCUCGGUUAAAGUGGUUCAGUCCUGGGUUAAAGUGGUUCAGUCCUGGGUUAAUGUGGUUCAGUCCUGGGUUAAAGUGGUUUAGUUCUCGGUUAAAGUGGUUCAGUCCUGGGUUAAAGUGGUUUAGUUCUCGGUUAAAGUGGUUCAGUCCUGGGUUAAAGUGGUUUAGUUCUCGGUUAAAGUGGUUUGGUUUGGUUUGGAAGUAGA